Messenger RNA from Corylus avellana, 980 nucleotides. RefSeq names its product ER lumen protein retaining receptor family protein. Gene Ontology annotation, molecular function: ER lumen protein retrieval receptor activity. The record is from RefSeq and is a predicted model, not a curated record. NCBI's taxonomy places the organism in Eukaryota, Viridiplantae, Streptophyta, Magnoliopsida, Fagales, Betulaceae. Gene Ontology annotation, biological process: protein retention in ER lumen. Gene Ontology annotation, cellular component: membrane.
GUUUGGUUUCUCGGAAAAAGGAAGGAGGGAGAGAUAUCGAUGGGGAGGAGGAGGAGUUCGCCGGCGAGCGAGGCGGUUGCAUGGCUGAAGAGGCGGUCUAUGCGGCUGAAGAUUUGUCUUGGGGCGGCGCUUGCUCUUUGUGCUUUGGUCGUUUUGAAGCUUACCGUUCACAAUAGCAACCACUUUUUCAUGGGCUCCGAAUCCGUCCAUGCCGUCGGACUCUUCGUCUUGAUUUACAAGCUCACCACCAAAAAGACAUGCUCCGGCCUCUCAUUAAAGACUCAAGAACUCACAGCUCUGUUCUUAUUUACAAGAUUCAUUUGUAGUGCAUCGUGGGAGAGUAACAUUCACUCUGUACUAUAUUUUAUCACUCUCAUGUCAACGGCAUGGGUUAUAUACAUGAUCCGGUUCAAGUUGAAGUCCACCUACAUCAAGGAGCUUGACACCUUGCCCUUAUAUUAUUUGGUGCCGAUUAUUGUUCUUGCCUUCUUCGUCCACCCUUACAUGGAACAAGGUUUCUUGUUUCGAGUCUUGUGGGCACUUAGUGUGUAUACAGAAGCUCUUUCUGUGCUGCCUCAGCUCUGUUUCAUGAGGAAUGCAAAGAUGAUUGAACCAUUUACAGCCCAUUAUGUGUUUGCAUUGGGAGUUUCAAGAUUCUUGGCAUGUGCUUAUUGGAUAAUUGAGAUUUACAAGACAGGUGGUAGGUAUUUUUAUCUGUUUGUCAGCGGGUACUUUUGGUUCGUGGCUGCUUUCAUUUCAGAAAUUAUCCAAACAUUCAUCUUGGCUGACUUUUGUUACUAUUACAUCAAGAGUUGCAUUGAAGGACAACUUAUAAUGAGGAUGCCAGUUUAGAAUUAGUCAGGCUUUGGAGACCAUAAGUGUUCAAAUUUUGACUUUUAAUGUCUUUUCUUCCUUACUAUAUUGGGGUUUUAUAAAGGUUGAUUUGGUUACAUUACAUAAGGGUUUUUUAAAAAAUCCUU